Molecule: messenger RNA, 3822 nt
Organism: Macadamia integrifolia
Lineage: Eukaryota; Viridiplantae; Streptophyta; Magnoliopsida; Proteales; Proteaceae
Product: receptor protein-tyrosine kinase CEPR1-like
Exons: 2
Coding region: 171-3095 (974 amino acids)
Biological process (GO): protein phosphorylation
Molecular function (GO): ATP binding; protein binding; protein kinase activity
Source: RefSeq, a predicted model, not a curated record
UCCUUGCCUCCUUAUUUAUCAACACUGUUUAAUAUUGCUGCAACCAAUAAGGCAAUACUAGACUCAACCCUGCCAUUUUAUACACUUCCAUCUCUUCCUCUUCCUUCUUCUCCUCCUAGAAGGCAAUACCAUUACCACCUUGUCUCUCUCUUUCUCUCUCUAUAUAUUAUAUGCCUCUUUCAUUUUUUUAUCCCUUCACCAACCUUUCCUGCAACAAGAUGGGUCUGCCAUCUCCGCUCUUCCUCCUCAUGUUACUUCUUUUUCAAUUCAAUCUGUCCUCCCAGGCCACAGAUUGUUAUAAUCAGUCUAAUUUCUUCAGUCUCAUGAAGGAAUCACUCUCUGGCAAAUCUUUGUCUCUUUGGGACAUCCAAUCUCCUUUCUGUGACUAUGCAGGAGUCCACUGCAAUGGUCAUGGAGAUGUUGAGACUAUUGAUGUGUCAGGUUGGUCACUCACUGGCCAUUUUCCCCCCAGCAUCUGCUCUUAUCUGCCACAGCUUCGUAAUCUCCGGCUUGGCCUAAACAAGUUCCAUGGUGAAUUCCUAGCUACCAUCAUCAACUGCUCUGCCUUAGAAGAGCUUAAUAUUACUGGGUCAUAUCUCACUGGAACACUACCAGAUUUUUCACCUUUGGCCUCCUCUCUCCGAAUACUUGAUCUUUCAUACAACUCUUUCACUGGCCAAUUCCCCUUCUCUGUUACCAACCUCACCAAUCUGGAAGUUCUGAAUUUCAACGAAAAUGCCUAUUUCGACCCAUGGCAGUUACCUGAGGACAUAUCUAAGCUGACCAAGCUCAAAUCAAUGAUCUUGUCAACAGCUACGGUGCAUGGCAAGAUUCCAGCAACAAUUGGGAACAUGACUUCACUUGUAGACCUUGAAUUGAGUGGUAAUUUCCUUGUGGGUCAUAUUCCUGUGGAGAUUUCAAAGCUCAAGAACUUGCAGCAGCUCGAGCUCUACUAUAAUCUGCUCGUCGGUGAAAUACCAAAUGAGCUUGGAAAUAUGACAAAUCUCAUUGAUUUGGACAUGUCUGUCAAUCAGCUAACUGGAACGAUUCCUGAGUCUCUCUGUAAGCUUCCAAAUCUUCAAGUACUGCAGCUAUACAACAAUACACUCACCGGAGAAAUUCCGAGAAUAAUUGGGUAUUCAGCUACUUUGAGGAUACUAUCCCUCUAUGACAAUUACUUGACAGGGACAGUGCCCUCGAAUCUUGGGGCUUCAUCCAAGUUGGAAGGUUUGGACUUGUCAGAGAACAACUUAUCAGGGGAGUUGCCACCAGAGGUUUGCAAGGGAGGUAAAUUGGUGUACUUUCUUGUGUUGCAAAAUAAGUUUUCUGGUCAACUGCCUGAUUCUUAUCAGAAUUGUAAGACUCUUCUUCGGUUUCGAGUUAGCAAUAACCGGCUACAAGGCUUAAUUCCUGAGGAGUUUCUGGGUCUUCCUCGUGCAUCAAUCAUUGAUUUAGGUUUCAAUCAUUUUGGAGGUCCAAUUUCAAGAUUAAUUGGAAAUGCUAAGAAUUUAUCAGAGCUGUUCAUACAGGGGAACAAUAUUUCUGGUGUCAUACCACCAGAAAUUGCUCAUGCUUUUAAUCUGGUGAAGAUUGAUCUCAGUAACAAUCUCUUCUCUGGACCUAUUCCUCCUGAAAUUGGAAACCUCAGAAAGUUGAACCUAUUGCUUUUGCAAGGUAACAGUAUAAAUUCAUCAAUUCCUGCAUCCCUUUCUUACUUGAAAUCUCUAAAUGUUCUUGAUCUCUCGGACAACCAACUGACGGGGCUUAUCCCAGAAAGCCUCUGUGAAUUGCUUCCCAAUUCAAUCAACUUCUCAAACAAUCAGCUCUCAGGUCCAGUUCCUCCAUCACUGAUUAAGGGAGGAUUAGUAGAAAGCCUUUCAGGCAAUCCAGGUCUCUGUGUUUCUAUCUAUACUAAUUUAUCCAUUACGAAGUUCCCUAUCUGUCCACAAAUUCAUAUCAGAAAGAGGGUGAGCUGUAUCUGGGUAAUUGGGAUUUCAAUGUUGGUUGUAACCAUUGGAGGUAUCCUGCUUCUUAAACGUUGGUGUAGUAGAAAGAGAGUAGUGAUGGAACAGGAUGAGGAAAUGGUGUCUGUGUCCUCCUUCUCACAUGUCCAAAACUUCCACAAGGUGAGCUUUGACCAGCGAGAGAUCAUUGAGGCCCUGGUAGAUAAGAACAUUGUAGGGCGUGGAGGAUCUGGGACUGUGUAUAGGAUCCAGUUGAGCAAUGGAGAAGCUGUUGCAGUGAAGAAAUUGUGGAGUCAAAAGACAAAGGACUCUUCAACAGAGGAUGAUCAGUUGGUCCUAGACAGGGGACUAAAGACAGAGGUAGAGACACUGGGAAGCAUCAGGCACAAGAACAUUGUCAAGUUGUACUGCUACUUUUCUAGCUCAGAUUUGAAUCUUCUGGUUUAUGAAUACAUGCCAAAUGGGAAUCUCUGGGAUGCACUUCACAGAGGACGAAGUCCACUGGACUGGCCAACCCGACAUCGGAUUGCACUUGGGAUUGCACAAGGUCUAGCUUAUCUUCACCAUGAUUUGAUGCCGCCGAUCAUUCACCGAGAUAUCAAAUCAACCAAUAUACUGCUCAGCGCCGAUUACCAGGCCAAAGUUGCAGAUUUUGGUAUAGCCAAGGUCUUGCAAGCAAGAGGGUCAAAGGAUUCCACUACUACUGUUAUUGCUGGAACUUAUGGGUACCUAGCCCCAGAGUAUGCUUACUCCUCGAGGGCUACAGUCAAGUGUGAUGUCUAUAGCUUUGGGGUAGUGCUCAUGGAACUGAUAACUGGGAAGAAGCCAGUGGAGCCAGAGUUUGGAGAGAACAAGAACAUCAUCUACUGGGUCUCAUGCAAGGUGGAGACCAAGGAAGGAGCAAUGGAGGUCUUAGAUAAGAAAUUAUCAGGGUUAUUCAAGGAUGAGAUGAUACAGGUUCUCCGGAUCGCCAUCCGUUGUACCUGUAGCGGUCCUGCCCUCCGCCCAACCAUGAAUGAGGUUGUUCAAUCACUGAUUGAGGCAGACCCUUGCAGGUUUGAUUCUUGCAAGUCAACAGGAAAGCUCAGAGAAUCAUCAAAUGCCACCAAGAUCAAGAACCCAUCUGAGUAAUGACUAAUAGAAGGUACUUGACUAGGGGUAAGUAGUCAAUAGAAAUAACAUGAGAGUACAGAUGAGUAUGCCCUUCAAAUUAUUGGGAUACUAUUCUUGAAGAACAGCUUUUACCCUGUCACUGUAAAACUAAACAGGACAACGUACUAAAAGAAAGAAAGAAGAGAGAUUCUGUCUUUCUUCCCCACAACCCCACCUCCUUUUCUGUGUUUUGCUUUUUGUUCUUGUAAGUAUGUGAGAAUCUGAGUAUUAUAACUGCUUCAUAGUAACGCACAGCAUCUACAUAUUUCAAAGAUCCAAAAACGAAAUUCAUUCUCUUGCUUUUUAUUUGGUCAGAUAGUUCUUUUUCUACUCUUCUUGUUCUUCCUUUAUUUGAUGAGUGUGAUACAGAGAAAGGAAGGACUAAGAAAAGCAGAAACUUUGAAGGAGAGUGGAGGUUGUGAUUUGCAAGGUCGUCUCCUUUUGUAUGUAAGUGGGUGGAUUCCUGAUUUUUGAAUUUUAAAAGUUUAGAUUCGUUGGCAGGAGCUAUCCGUUGUAAUAAAGAUGGGAGGAAUAUCAAUUGAGUGAUGGGCAUCUUUGUCAUUGUGAGCUUGAUUAUUUUGUCGAAAGGGAGGUGAGAGCUGCGAAGAGAUAAAGGAAGAAAAAGCACUUGGCUUCUUCAUUCACCAUAUAGACAGUGUCCCAUGAACUCCACUCAAAAAGUAUGAAACUAUUUAUUUAUUUGCAA